AUGCACAAGAAGAAGGGCAAGUGUGCGUCGAAGCACAAGGCUCAGGACUCGAACGGCGGCGCUCUCGGUCAAGCUAGCGGCAGUGUGCCACCUGUCAACCACGAUGGUGGUGGUGUUGGCUCUCCUUCCGUAGGCGCGCCUUCUGAUCAAAUAGAUGCUGACCAGGGAUCGCAGCCGAAGGGCUACUCAGCUGAUCAGCAGCCUGGUGCUGCUGCUGGUGCUGCUGCUGCUGGAAUUCCACCUGUCUCCGGAAGCGAUGGUAGCGAUAACCCAAACACCUCGUCUAAGCCCGGCGACGUUUCCGCUGGUGGUAGCAGCAAGCCUGCUCCUGGCAGUGCAUCAUGGGGCUCCGAAGGCAACUCCAACACCCCCCAAUCAGGCUCUCAGCAAGGCCACCCCAGCCCCGGCAGCACCACCCAGCCCGAAGGCUACGCCCCGAGCUCCUCACCCUCCUCCAACGCCCAAGGCUCCGGCAUUUCAUGCAAAGGCGUCCGCGGGAGCACCACGCUCCCCACCACCUCCACCACCAACCCCUCCUGGUUCAACCCCUCGCUCAUCCACCACGGUCCCGGAACCCAAUUCGGCGGCGCUGGACUCUGGCAAGGAGGAGCAUGCAUGUUCGACUCUCUACCUCACCACAACCUGCCCUUUGUCGCCAUGGAUCAGUCCUUCUUCCAAGACGGACUUGCCUGCGGGACCUGUGUCGAGAUCGCCUCCACCUCUGCCUCUCUCUUCGAGAACCGCGAGUGGUCGGUCGAACAGCCUUCGCGUGGAACGCUACCCGUUGGCAAAAAGACCGUUGCCAUCGUCAGCGACCUCUGCCCUGGCGUAAAUCAGUGCUACUCCGGUCUCGACAUGCACCUCGAUGCGUGGAACAGCGUCACCAACAAUGCCGCUGGUAGCAAGCUUCCGAUCACCUGGAAGUUUGUCAACUGCAAAGACGCGUUCGAACGCAGCAACAGUGGGAUCAGCAAGCUCCAGGUUCACUGGAGGGAAGGUGCCAGCCCGGGCUUCUUCCAGGUUCAGAUCAGGGGUAAUCAUGAGGCCGUGGUCAGGGUCGAGAUGAAGUUCGCUGGAAACGGGUGGAUGGAAGCGGGUCAUGUAGACAGCUCGUAUUGGAAGUGGGAUCUGAAGGAUGCUACCAGGCAGUUCGAUCAGAGCUCGACGAUGGUCACGUUCCGGCUGACGGAUUGGCAGGGAGAGACGAUCGCUUCCGAGGUAGGGACGAAGAUGGGACGGGAUCUCUUCUUUGAUGCCAACUUUGAUCGUAUCAGCUCCGAGUGA
Molecule: messenger RNA, 1284 nt
Organism: Pseudozyma hubeiensis SY62
Lineage: Eukaryota; Fungi; Basidiomycota; Ustilaginomycetes; Ustilaginales; Ustilaginaceae
Product: extracellular cellulase CelA/allergen Asp F7-like, putative
Exons: 1
Coding region: 1-1284 (427 amino acids)
Source: RefSeq, a predicted model, not a curated record